AGCCUACAUUUCGUUUCAGGGCUGGAUUUUAUUUGAAUGUCACCACCCACUAGCAUGGCAUUGUUUAUUAAUCACAAACUGCUGCAGUCUUCGUGACCAGAUACUCAAGUGGCCGCUCUAACAAUGGAAGGCUGUCAGGAUGUGGCAAGAUCAGGUGGGACCAUUCCAGCCAAUGAGAGGGCAGAUACGCAUGUGAACAACAGGCACAACGGUUACCACAGCCACAAAAAGGUGGAUCUAUUGGGCCAGCCCACCAGCUCUGCCCAUCCCGCUCGCUUCUCGCCCGACGACAAGUUCUCCCGGCACCGGGUAACCCUGAAGAAACGCUUCGGCCUCCUCCUCACCCAGCAGCCCAGACCAGUUCUGUGAUUGAAGCAUGGAUGACAACUAUUGUGCCUGAUUCACCCUCCAGGGCCGACCCGAACCGUAGACCUACUGCGUUAGCUUGGUUAUUUUUUUUGUACGUUGUCCUUUCUAGCAUGGUUACAGCUAAACAGUACAGCUCAGCAUGGCCCUAAAGUGUGAUUCAGGCUUUGAUUUAUCAUCAAUUGAUUUAAGAGGCUCGCUGCACAAUUGUUUGAGAUGUAUGGGCCCAGAGUAUGUAUGUCUAGGGGCUAGCCUGAGAAAUCUGCUUAUGAAAAUCUCAGGCCGGCUCCUAUAUAGGCUAUUUGCCCUGCCAGAAUGUAAUUUUUUAAUUGAGUUUUUAUUUCUGUGUGUAUACAGAACACAUCAUUUUGGACAUGAAGUGCUUUAUGUGAUUCUCCUAAUCCAUAUGAAUGUGGUUUCAGAGCUGUCAAAAUCAGCUGUUCAAUUAACAUGUGUACUAGUGUCAAUAUUUUUCUGAAGAUAUUUGUUUUGGAGAUGGAGAAUAAAUUAAAUGUGAGAACUACU
Salvelinus namaycush (lake trout) is the source of this 891-nucleotide messenger RNA. RefSeq names its product H/ACA ribonucleoprotein complex subunit 3. Gene Ontology annotation, biological process: snRNA pseudouridine synthesis; ribosome biogenesis; rRNA pseudouridine synthesis. Gene Ontology annotation, cellular component: box H/ACA telomerase RNP complex; box H/ACA snoRNP complex. The transcript has 2 exons. Lineage: Eukaryota; Metazoa; Chordata; Actinopteri; Salmoniformes; Salmonidae. Gene Ontology annotation, molecular function: telomerase RNA binding; box H/ACA snoRNA binding. Bases 124 to 369 code for a protein of 81 amino acids. The record is from RefSeq and is a predicted model, not a curated record.